CACGCACUUGAAGCCUCCAAAACAUCACACUCAACAACGCAAAACACACAACCAUCGCCAAUCGAAACCCAACAGACACAUACACAAGGAGCUCUCUUUGUCUCUGUGCGUGUCGUGCCACUUUGUGCAAUGGUUUCGUGGUUCGGUCGUGGCGUGGAGGACGGGUUUGAAACAGGGCCUCUCUGUCUCUGAAUUCUCAGCUUUUGUUAACCUGUGACGAUUUUCCUGAGAAAAUGAAAAGUGAGAGAGAAAGUGCAAGAAGGUGACGAAAAUGAGACGGCUGAUGCUCUUUCGAGGAGUUUUGUUCUGGGUCGACUUUCUAUUGUCAGCUUUUGGUGGCUUUCUCAUGUUUUCUUCUGGGUAUUUUUGGUUGUAUUCAUGACUUUUUAUGCGCUUCCCCUGCUUUUCAGAGGCUGUUAAUGGUUUCCCAGAAAUGUUUAACUGCUUAAAGAAGCUCUUAUGACUUUUGGCAUUCACAAAUGGCUAUUUUAUAGAUUUCUUAGAGUACUCCUGCAGUAGUUAGGCGAUGUUGUUGCUGGUUGUAUGGAAACAUCAUACUUUUAGAGAAGCUCCCAAGAUCUUUCGCAGUGACAAAUGGUUGUUCAGCUACCUCUCUGAGAGAUCACCCAGUAUUUGGCUCUGAACUGCAGUAAACCAAGCGCGAAGAUAGAUUUCUGUUGGGUGGAUUGAACUUUGUUGAUCUCAUUCCUGCACUCUGUUGGUUAGUUCAACUCUUGAGGCUAACCUCCUUUGGCAGUGGAUAAAUCCUGAAAGAAACUUUGGCUUCCUUUUGGGGCAAAUCUCCUUUGGCAAAAGACACACACACACACCAUGUGCGUGUAUGUCUCUCUAUAUAUAUUAUAUUAACAAGUGAAAGUUCAGCUCUGUUGGGCAAAUCUCCUUUGGCAAAGUUACUUAAGUUCCCUUUGGUUGGUUGAUUUUAUUCUGUAGCAGAUGAGAAGAGUUCUUCUGUUUAGUUGUCAUCAAUUUAUCUCGAACUCCAGCCUUGCUUUAGGCCAGAUCUCCUUUGGCAUUCUGCUUGCUAUUUCGGGAAGCUUCACCUCGACCUCUGGGAAAGAUAUCAUCUGGCAGUUGCAAUUCCUUGAUACUUCUGCAGUUGCGAAAAUCUCCUUUUGAAGUUUGUCGUGGGAAAAUUUAUUCUGGUUGAAACUUCUCUCCACCCAUCGGGCAAAUCUCAUUUGGCAUUUUGAGUCCACUGUUGACUCCUGUUACCCCUCUGUUGGGCAAAUCUCCUUUGGCAUUUGGAGUCCUCGUUGACUCCUGUUAUCCCUGUAGGGCAAAUCUCCUUUGGCAUUAGAUCUCCAGUUGUAGUGGUGAAAGUAUCCUAUUGGAGAUACUAGCACAUUAUCCGUAUCAAAUAUCAAGUGGAAAAAUAUAGGGCAAAUCUGUUUAUCACAGAGGAUUGUUGUGGUAACACUCAUCAUUUCAUCUUUUGGAGACUACACGAACUACCGAUCCUUGUAGCAGUACGUUCUAAGGACUUCAAGAUAAACUAAGAUUUGUAUGUGUUAAAUUGAUCCAUUUCUAGAGGGUUUCUGUGCUUCUUUGGCAAUACCGAUCUCCAAAAAGAUCUUGGUUUAUCAAUCAGUGAAAAUUAACCAAGUUUCUCUAGAGAGCUUAUAUUUUUUUUUUGUCCCAUUUUGCAACUAAGGCAGCUGAAGAAUGGAUAUGCUCCUCAGUGACUCUGAUUGGGAGAGUUUUAGUGAGACUGGAAGUAGUGAGGAUCACGAGGAAAAUGAAUAUUUCUAUGGCGGACAUGCCAGUAGCAUAUUGUCUAGCCUGGAGGCUACCAUUGGGAAAAUUGAUGACUUUCUCUCGUUUGAGAGGGGAUUUAUAUAUGGGGACAUGGUGUGCUCCGUAGUAGAUCCAUCUGGACAAAUGGGAAGAGUGGUUGGGAUCAAUAUGUUUGUUGAUUUGGAGGGUGUUAAUGGAAAUAUGAUAAAAGAUGUGAACUCCAAGAACCUUUUAAAGAUCCGGUCCAUUUCAGUGGGGGAUUAUGUUGUUUGUGGUCCAUGGCUUGGAAGGGUGGAUAGAGUGGUCGACCGUGUUACUGUUGUCUUUGAUGAUGGGACGGAGUGUGAGGUCACUGCUGUUGAUCAAGAGAAGCUCUUACCCAUUUCUCCAAACAUACUUGAAGAUCCACAGUACCCAUAUUAUCCAGGACAGAGAGUGCAGGUCAGGCUUUCAACUGCUUCCAAGUCAACUAGGUGGUUAUGCGGUAACUGGAGGGAAAAUCAAGAUGAGGGAACUGUUCGUUAUGUGGAAGGAGGUUUGGUGUAUGUUGAUUGGCUUGCCUCUGUUCUCAUGGGAUGUGAUACAAAAUUUCCUGCUCCUCCACGUGUGCUCGAUUCAAAAAAGUUGACUUUGUUGUCUUGUUUAUCUCAUGCAAACUGGCAACUUGGGGACUGGUGUAUGCUUCCACUUAGUGACCAUAAAGCUAUCAUGGAGCAGGCUCUUCAGAAUGCAUCUACUUGUGAGCUCAUUAACCAGCACAAGAAAUCAGAAAGAGGAUUCAGGAGAAGAAACACUAAUUCAAAAUUUGAGGAAAUCUUUGUUAUCAUAAAGACAAAGACAAAAGUUGAUGUUGUGUGGCAAGAUGGUAGCCACUCUUUGGGAUUAGAUUCACAGACAUUAGCUCCAGUAAGUGUUGUAAAUGAUCAUGAAUUUUGGCCUGAACAGUUUGUCCAGGAAAAGAGUACUUGUGAUGAUCCACACUUGCCUAGUAGCCAAAGAUGGGGUGUUGUGCAGGGUGUGGAUGCAAAGGAAAGGACAGUAAAGGUGCAAUGGAAAACUAUCACUGCACCUGAAGCAAAUAAUUCAGAGGGAGAGCAAAUGGAUGAAAUUGUAAGCGCUUAUGAACUGGUUGAGCACCCAGAUUACUCCUACUGUUUUGGAGAUUAUGUGUUCAGGUUGGUCCAGAAUCAGUUUGAUGAACAAGCUGAUAAAAACUAUCCAAACACAAAGAUUGGCAUGAGCGAGGAAGCUGCUCCGAUAGACGAGAACUGUGGUGGGCAUCAAGACGAGUACACUGUUAAAUGCUACCUAUCUCACAUUGGAAGUGUUACGGGCUUCAAAGAUGGAGCUGUGGAAGUGAGAUGGGCUACUGGUAUUACAAGCAUGGUGGCCCCUCAUGAAAUUUUCCGGUUUGACAAACAUGAAGGUUCAGCUGGAAUCCCUGCAGAAGAUGACAUUGAGAACUUGAAUCGAGCUAUGAUUCAAAAUGAAAAACAACCUUCUAACCUGAAAGGAAAGGAUUCAUUGAAUUCGGAUGAUGCCAGUAAAGGUUGCAAAAAGUACACAAGGGAGUCUAGUUCCUAUUUCCUUCCUCAAGCUGCUAUUGGAUUUUUCACAAGCAUAGCUGCGAAUCUCUUUGGAUCCCAUGAUUCCGCAUCACUUUCAGGUCCUUCACCAUCAGUCUGUAUUUCUGAAGUUGGAAAUGAAUCUGAGAUCUCCCAUGAGAAAGGAAUAGUGGAAACUUGUGACCUUUUCACUAAGCCACAUUCAACGGCUGAGCUGGAAAGAUUUGGAAAGAAAAUUUUGAUUGAGGAAGGCAAAGAAAUUGAGGGGAAUAGCCUUCCACAUUUAAAAGCCAAUGAGACUGCAGAUCAGUUCAGGCAAUUUGACAUGGUUUCUGAUUGCUCAGACCACAAUUUUCAUGGUGCCAGCAAGGAGUUAGUAUUAUCUCAGGUGAAAAGAGGCUGGAUGAAAAAGAUUCAUCAAGAGUGGAGCAUCUUAGAAAAAGAUCUUCCUGAAAAAAUCUAUGUCCGUGCUUUUGAGGAAAGGAUGGAUCUUCUGCGGGCAGUCAUUGUUGGUGCACCUGGAACUCCAUAUCAUGAUGGGCUUUUCUUCUUUGACAUUUAUCUUCCUCCAGAGUAUCCUCAUGAACCACCUUUGGUGCACUACAGAUCUGGUGGUCUCCGUGUCAACCCUAAUUUGUAUGAGUCUGGAAAGGUCUGUCUCAGUCUUCUUAACACAUGGGCGGGUAUGGGCACUGAAGUUUGGAAUCCAGGGAGCUCCACCAUUCUUCAAGUUCUUCUCUCCCUUCAAGCCCUUGUGCUUAACGACAAGCCAUAUUUCAAUGAAGCUGGAUAUGAUCAGCAGGUGGGAAGAACUGAGGGAGAGAAAAACUCAGUAAGCUAUAAUGAAAAUGCCUUCCUCAUGACUUGCAAGUCCAUGCUGUACAUACUCCACAAGCCACCUAAGCAUUUCGAGGAGCUUGUGGUGGAACACUUCACUCGGUGCUCCCAAAAUAUUGUAAUGGCUUGCAAGGCGUAUAUGGACGGGGCUCCGGUGGGGUGUGCUGUUGAUUUUCAGAAAACGGAUGAUAAACAUUGUAAGGGAAGCUCUACUGGGUUCAAAAUUAUGCUAUCCAAGCUCUUUCCGAAAUUGGUAGAGGCUUUCUGUGAUACGGGAAUUGAUUGCAACCGGUUCAUUGGGCCAGAGAAAUGAACAUGGUGAAAAAGUUGUAAUAUAAAGGUAACCAAGCAAGACAUAUCUGUCAUGUGUAUAAAUAAGUCCAGACACUUCCAAUCUGUGUUUGGUGAAAGAUUGGUCAUGCUCAUGUGUAUUUCUGAGGUUGUGGUUGUUUGCCAAGAAAGAAUAAAUAAAAAAGAAAGAGAAUCUAUGGUUUGUUUGUAUCUGUGAAAAAAUGACUUUGUAAGAUUUGUUAUUCUGUAUUAUACACUGUCUUGCAUACAAAAUUUAUGAAAUAAAAAAGCAUGAGUUGAGUUUGUGUGUUA
Molecule: messenger RNA, 4760 nt
Organism: Prunus persica (peach)
Lineage: Eukaryota; Viridiplantae; Streptophyta; Magnoliopsida; Rosales; Rosaceae
Product: probable ubiquitin-conjugating enzyme E2 24
Exons: 10
Coding region: 1684-4470 (928 amino acids)
Source: RefSeq, a predicted model, not a curated record